Cynara cardunculus var. scolymus (artichoke) is the source of this 1272-nucleotide messenger RNA. RefSeq names its product bifunctional pinoresinol-lariciresinol reductase-like. The record is from RefSeq and is a predicted model, not a curated record. NCBI's taxonomy places the organism in Eukaryota, Viridiplantae, Streptophyta, Magnoliopsida, Asterales, Asteraceae. The transcript is spliced from 4 exons. Bases 107 to 1030 code for a protein of 307 amino acids. Gene Ontology annotation, molecular function: oxidoreductase activity.
UAAAUAUAUAUGAUCUUAAAGCUUCAACACCUAAUCAUUAUAAUAAGGCUUCCAUGCACAUUAAAUCUCCAGAUUGAAUUCACAAACAAAACACAGAGAAUUGAGGAUGAAGCUCAAAGUUUUGAUCAUUGGGGGUACUGGAUACAUAGGGAAAAGGCUGGUGAAGGCCAGUCUAGAACAAGGCCAUGACACAUAUGUUCUCCAACGAUCAGAUAUCGGGCUUCACGUUGAGAAAGUCCAGAUGUUGUUGUCUUUCAAGAAGCAGGGAGCUCGUCUCCUCAUUGGUUCGUUUGACAAUCAUCGCAGUCUCGUGGAAGCGGUGAAGCAAGUAGAUAUUGUGAUAUGUACAAUAUCUGGUAACCAUCAACUCCUGCUUCAACUAAAACUUGUUGUAGCCAUCAAAGAGGCCGGAAACAUUAAGAGGUUUUUGCCGUCUGAGUUUGGUGCGAAUCCAGCUAGAAUGGGGGACGCAAUGGAACAAGGAAGGGCAAUCUUCGAUGAAAAAAUGGUGGUGCGAAAAGCUAUUGAAGAUGCGGGAAUCCCUUUCACUUACGUAUCUGCAAAUUGCUUCGCUGGUAUUUUUGUUGGAGGGCUGUGUCAAGUCGGCCGCUUUAUUCCUUCAUGGGAGUCGGUCGUCUUGUAUGGAGAUGGCAAUCGAAAGGCUGUAUUUAUGGAUGAAGAUGAUGUAGCAGCAUAUACGAUCAGAACCAUAGACGAUCCACGCACUGUUAACAAGACGGUCUACUUGAGGCCUCCAGCGAAUAUACUUUCACAACGGGAAGUUGUGGGAAUCUGGGAGAAGCUCAUCGGCAAAGAGCUCAAGAAGUCGUCUUUGUCGGAACAAGAUAUUCUCAAUAUCAUGAAAGAGAAAGAUUUAGCAGAGCAGGGAGUAUGGAGUCAUUGCUACCAUUUUUUCUACCAAGGUUGCCUUGCGAAUUUUGAGGUCGAAGAUGAUGCUGAAGAAGCUUUUCUUCUUUAUCCUGAUAUCAAAUACACUAAAAUGGAGGACUACCUCAAACAAUACAUUUGAUUGAUUACAAUUCUCGUUGCAUAUUGAUAUUGUGUUUGCUUCAACCGUGUAUGUAAUUAGUGUUUUUGUUUGAAUUAUCCGAAAAUAAGGACAAGUUUGAGUUGUACAAACUUGGGUUCAUGUCAAAUUACACAAACGGGCACCGGUGCAAAGUCACGCCACUAUUCGGCUAACACAUCGGUUAGCGAGAUGGUAUGUUGUAAGUUGAAUGUAUUGAAUGAGAUGCAUAUGUAAGCGGACAU